Molecule: messenger RNA, 5046 nt
Organism: Podarcis muralis (Common wall lizard)
Lineage: Eukaryota; Metazoa; Chordata; Lepidosauria; Squamata; Lacertidae
Gene: STK4
Product: serine/threonine kinase 4
Biological process (GO): protein tetramerization; signal transduction; protein phosphorylation
Cellular component (GO): cytoplasm
Molecular function (GO): ATP binding; protein serine/threonine kinase activity
Source: RefSeq, a predicted model, not a curated record
CGGAAGUGCCUUUGGCGCUGGGGAGGCGGGGCCGAAGGGACUCAGCGCGAGCGGGCAGAGCAGAAGGAAGGCGGCGGAGAUGGAGCGGCCGUGAGGAGGGGGAAAGCGCGCGCGCCCACCCUCGCCCACCCCGGACAGGCGGCGGCGGCUCUCGUCAGGCGGCCAUGGAGACUGUGCAGCUGCGCCACCCGCGCCGGCAGCUAAGGAAAUUAGAUGAAGAUAGUCUGACAAAACAACCCGAAGAAGUGUUCGAUGUGCUAGAAAAACUCGGAGAAGGGUCCUAUGGCAGCGUUUUCAAAGCUAUCCAUAAAGAAACGGGCCAGGUUGUUGCAAUUAAGCAAGUUCCUGUUGAAUCUGACUUGCAGGAGAUCAUUAAAGAGAUAUCCAUAAUGCAACAAUGUGAUAGUCCUCAUGUAGUCAAAUACUAUGGCAGCUAUUUUAAGAACACGGACCUCUGGAUUGUCAUGGAAUAUUGCGGUGCCGGAUCUGUGUCUGAUAUUAUUCGACUGCGAAAUAAAACGUUGAUGGAAGAUGAAAUCGCUACAAUAAUACAAUCAACACUCAAAGGGCUGGAAUACCUCCAUUUCAUGAGGAAAAUACACCGUGACAUCAAAGCUGGCAAUAUACUACUCAAUACAGAAGGGCAUGCUAAACUUGCGGAUUUUGGGGUAGCAGGCCAACUCACAGACACCAUGGCAAAAAGGAACACUGUGAUAGGAACUCCUUUUUGGAUGGCACCUGAAGUGAUUCAAGAAAUCGGAUACAAUUGUCUAGCAGACAUCUGGUCUCUGGGCAUUACUGCCAUUGAAAUGGCGGAAGGAAAACCACCAUAUGCCGAUAUUCACCCGAUGAGAGCAAUUUUCAUGAUUCCAACAAAUCCACCUCCAACAUUCCGGAAGCCGGAAGUCUGGUCAGACGAAUUCACAGACUUUGUAAAGCAGUGUCUUGUGAAGUGUCCAGAAAAAAGAGCCACUGCCACGCAGCUGCUUCAGCAUCCGUUUGUAAAAAAUGCCAAAGGAGUUUUCAUCCUACGAGACCUGAUUAAUGAAGCAAUGGAUAUUAAACUGAAAAUUCAGGAAGCUCAACAGCGUGAGAUGUAUCAUGAUGAUGAAGAAAAUUCAGAAGAAGAUGAAACUGACGCUAGGACCAUGGUGCGGGCACAGGGACAAGAGACUGGUACAAUCAGAGCUGCUUGUGGAAUGAGUGAUGGCAUCAACACCAUGAUAGAAUACAAUGACACGUUAGAGUCACAACUGGGAACAAUGGUCAUAAAUGCUGAAGAUGAAGAAGAUGAGGGUACAAUGAAGAGAAGGGAUGAAACAAUGGAGUCUGUCAGACCAUCUUUCCUUGAUUAUUUUGAGCAAAAAGAAAAAGAGAAUCGGAGAAACAACUAUGGAAGGAAUGUACCAGAAAGAUAUUCCUCCGAUUGGAGAGUUCCUCAGGAUGGUGAUUAUGAAUUCCUGAGAAACUGGACUGUUGAAGAACUUCAAAGAAGACUUGGGGCGCUUGACCCCAUGAUGGAGCAGGAGAUAGAAGAAGUUCGCCAAAGGUAUCAGUCGAAACGGCAGCCUAUUCUUGAUGCCAUUGAAGCAAAGAAGAGACGCCAGCAGAACUUCUGAGGAAAGCCUGCCAGUAGAAUAGAUAUCCAUCAUCCCUAACAAUAAACUGCGUUUCUAUGACUACUGUGUAGGUGGAUUUCUGUUUUAAAUGGUCCGGUUUUCACGUGACACUAAGCCAAACCAUAGCUUAGCAUGAACAAAUUCCCAGAGAGGAGAUGGUGGCUUUGUUCCUACUCUGGUCAAUCUGCUGGGCUGCACCGAGCAAAGCCAUGAUUUGGCUUAGUGUGUCCUCUGAACCCAGUCUUGUGAUUUAGCUCUCACAGACAAACCACAUGCUGUAACCAAGGUUUGUCCUAUGGUUUAUGAUUUGGAGAGAGCUAAGCCAUGAGCCCAGGUUCAGAAGACACACUAAAUCAAAUCGCAGCUUAACUCGAUGCAGUGCAACAGCAACAGGACCAGGGAGGAGCAAAAUGCCUGCUGUGUGUUAAGCCAUGGCCUGGCCUAGCGUUGUGUGCAAACAAUGGCAAUGUGUUAGCAAAGCAAAGCAAAGCAAGCCAGUGGCUGCUUCCUCCAUUUACUGUAGCACCUUUUCAAACUCAGGAAUGCCAUUAUGUGGAGUCCUCAUGAACAGAUUAUGCUUGUGUUUCAGUGUUAGAUGUGUUCUGAAUAGAUCGCAGGUUGCUUCAGAGAAGUCCUGUUACUUUUGGACCCUGUCUAUAUAUUUUGGAGGAACAGUUGGAAACAGACUAAAAGAAUGUUGGUGCUCAGAUGGCCAGUCAGUCUCACAGGCCUGUUUUCUGCCUUGUGGGUUUAUCCCAUCCUGUGGUGUAAGGCUGCCUCAUUGGUUCAUGAAGAAAACAAAGUAGGUAAAAUGCUGUCUUUUGUUGGAUGCACUUAGGUUGGACUGCAAGGAUGCAAACGUAUGCUUCUUUUUGUGAAACUCUUAAGUGCUUGUGAAACCAGAAACCUUGCACACUUGUCUGUUCGCCUAAUUUGGCCCAAUAAAAGAUGCAUAGCUUAACUUCCGUAUCUCCUUUAUGCAGCAACCACUUUGUAUUAAACUGCUCCCUCUUUAAACUCCCCCUGUUACUGUUUAAUGGUACUCUGGAAAUAGGUUUUUAAAAGAAAAGUGAUUCACUGGCAAAAAUAUGCAACCUGCUCCAGCGUUUGAAAAGGAAUAUAAACUCUUUUUGUCCCUUCCAAAAGCCUCUAAAAGUCCCAUGCCUUACAUUCCCCCUUUUAAAGCAUUGAAUUUCAGGCUUAUAUUUAUAUCCUUUCCACUGUGUACUUUAUGAGUGAAUGCUGAUAACAUUUGAGUGAUUCCUUGGUAUUUUUAAAAUAUAUUAAUGUGAAACCAACCCAUCACUCAAGAAAACGUGAAUCCUACUUUGUAUUUCUUCAGAAUUCCUUGCAGCAGAGGAAUGUCAAAGUACUUGCAACUCAGGAAAUUACGAACUCUCUUGAGAUAAUGAGAGAUUUGAAAUAUUUAAGGAAUUGUGAAUGUUUAUGGGCUUUGCUAUUUUGAGCUUAAUUUGUUUGAGGCUUGCAAUAUUAGUUUUAAAUUUUAAACUAGAAUGUGUUUUUCUGUUUAUUUGGAAAGGUUAAGGACGUCAGUUAAGAUUAAAAUAACAAUCUGUUGGCUCAAAAGAAUAAUAUCAGAAUGGCCUUUUAGGAAAGCUUGAUGUGUCAAGCUUAAUAAAGCAAUUUCAUUCAUUUCUAAGCAGCAGGACUCCUGCUAAAACAAAGUGUGCGAGAGUGUGUCUGAUGCUCUGUGCAAUUCUCACUCGUUGCUGUUGGAUUUGCACAAGAGAAAUUUAUGAUGGAAUGUGCCUGUGGUUAUUGGCCUCCCCAGGUUUCACAAGUAUCAGAACACAAUGACCAAGCUCUAUAAAAGGGCCUCUUGCGUCAACAUGUGAAUGAAGGGAGCACAGAGUCUUCCAGUCCAGCAGCAGCCUCCCUGUGCCUCAUACAUUGCUCCUCAGAGGGUCCCAUGACCUUCAGAGGGUGCAUAGGAAGCGGGUUGCUAAAAUGUCACAUUUGUGGCUGGAAGGCGGCAUGCCUGUUGCAUCCUAGCCAGUCUCUACAGUUCUUGAUGUUGCAGCAUAAUAAACUGGAAUAAAGGCAGAAAUGUGCAGAUACACUUCCAUUCUUGCUGCUCAGGGCCUGAAAAUUUGUGACAGCCCGUGUGUAACUUCUGUUUUACUCUGGUUGCAGCAGAGGAUUAAACACUCUGGUACUAACCUUUUAGGGUGGUGUGGGGGAGAGAUCAUGACCUAGCCUUCAAUCUCUCCUCUUCACUUAUCCCAGCUCCACUGUGGCCGUUAAUGCUGUACUCUCAUCCCAGUUGCACCAUAGGCCAUGCAUUCUUUUGCAUGUGGUGAGUGUGACCUGAACCAAGUUUACGUUUCAUGAGCUAGUGGGGAAGGGUGAAGUCAUCCAAGCCCUUCCUGCUGCUGAAGGAAGAUUGUCAUCAUUGUAAGCAGAGCCCAAGCUCUUUUCAAAAAUAUAGGGAAGCAUUGCUGUUAAGACCACCUGCUGAAGAGCAGUGGUUGCCAGUGUUUCUCUUUCUAAUGACCAAGGAUAUAUUUGGCUUAGCCCAGAUCAGGGGUGGGGAACCUCUGGCCCUCCACAUGUUGUUGUUGUGACUCCCAACACGCAAGGACGCUGGGAGCCAAUGCCCAGGGAUGAUGGGAGUUGUAGUCCAGUAGCAGCUGGAGGGCCACAGGUUCCCCAUCACUGCCCUGGAUGGAGAUGCCCUAAAAAAGCUGAGCAGAAAUUAGCAAUCCGGUUGUACAAGUUCAGUGACAGAAAGAGAAGUAUUAAAAUAAACCAAAGUAAUUACGUUCCCUGUAAAGCCAUGCUGAUCAGCUGCUGUUCAAGUAUGUACAGUUUGCAACGCAAGUUAACCUUUUGAAAUACUCGUUUUUGUUAAUGGUUCUAGCAAAUAGAAAUCUGCCAUGAAAGGCUAGAAAGCCAGUCAUUUGCAAUUUAACUAUGGAGGUGCAAGCAAAGGGGUAAAGUGAGGGGAUGCUACCUGCAGCAGAAAUGAACUUUAUUUACUGCGCAAGUAAAUUUAUUUUGCACCCCCUCCUUCUACUGUUUCCUUGCUUUAAAUGGAAUUUUCGACUAUGUGAAUCAGGUGGGAGGACCUUUCUCAGUAACCCAGUGAAGCCAGAUGGCUGCUAAAGUGGGUGCCUUUUGCCUCUGGUUAUGAUGCCUACCCCACAGUAUUUCACAUUCAGGUAUUUAGGUGAGGAACUUGCUCUCACAUAAAGGAGAUGGUCCUUUAGCUGGGAAUCUUUGCCUUUACAAUAUGUGCCAUGGUAGCAGGGAAAUACAUGUGUUUGGGAUGUCUUGUCUGCAACCAGCCAGACUCUUAAUGAGUCUCCUAAUGAAAUAUUACUAUUUUUGUUGUGGAAGCAAAUGAAUGAAAAAGCACAGCAGUCUCAGUAACGUAGUCCCAUCCCCCCCCACUCCCAAUCUAAAA